AUGUCGAAAACACUUCUAAUCACCGGUGCCACCGGUAAACAAGGAGGCAGCGUCAUCACUGCACUCCUACAACAAAAUGCGGACGUGGAAAUCCUAGCCGUCACUCGCGAUGCCAACUCUAAGGGGGCUCAGAAGCUGAAGAAUAAGUCACCAAAGAUCAAAAUUGUCGAAGGCAACCUCAAUGAACCGGAAGAGAUCUUUGCGAAUGCCCAGAAAGUAACAUCGCAGCCCAUCUGGGGUGUUUUUAGUGUGCAGAUUCCGGACCGGGGCUCCUCGGAGACGGAAGCCGAAGAACGGCAAGGCAAAGCGCUGGUCGACGCAUCGCUCAAGCACGAUGUGAAAUUAUUCGUCUAUACAUCCGUGGACCGUGGUGGUGACGCUUCAUACGAUACUCCUACCCCGAUUCCUCAUUUCAUCUCAAAGCAUCAUAUCGAGCAUCACCUAGUGGAACAAACCAAGGGUACGGGGAUGGCGUGGACGAUCCUGCGCCCCGUCGCGUUCCUCGAGAACUUCACGCCCGAUUUCUUCGGUAAAAUCUUUACCACGUCAUGGAAGAUGGUGGUCAAGGAGAAGCGCUUGCAGUUGAUAUCUGUGGGAGAUAUUGGAUAUUUCGCGGCUCAAGCUUUCCUCAAGCCGGAGGAUUGGGCCAAUAAAUCACUUUCUUUGGCGGGGGAUGAUAUCACGUUUGAUGAUAUGGCUAAAAUAUUCAAGGCGAAGACGGGUCGGGAUGUUCCUUUGACGUUUGGCCUUUUCUCUUCUGGUUUGUUGUGGAUGAUGAAGGAUCUCGGGUUAAUGUUUCAGUGGUUUUAUGACACGGGCUAUGGAGCCGAUAUCUCCACUUUGAAGAAGAUGCAUCCUGGGUUGAAGGACUUUGAGACGUGGCUGGAGACUGAAAGUGGAUUCGUAUGA
Penicillium odoratum is the source of this 909-nucleotide messenger RNA. Its product is annotated as NmrA-like family protein. The record is from RefSeq and is a predicted model, not a curated record. Lineage: Eukaryota; Fungi; Ascomycota; Eurotiomycetes; Eurotiales; Aspergillaceae. The transcript is spliced from 2 exons. Bases 1 to 909 code for a protein of 302 amino acids.